Balearica regulorum gibbericeps (East African grey crowned-crane) is the source of this 632-nucleotide messenger RNA. The record is from RefSeq and is a predicted model, not a curated record. Lineage: Eukaryota; Metazoa; Chordata; Aves; Gruiformes; Gruidae.
GCCGAAGGCGAGGUGGCAGCUCUGAACAGACGUAUCCAGCUAGUGGAAGAAGAGUUGGACCGUGCCCAGGAGCGGCUGGCCACAGCCUUGCAGAAACUGGAGGAGGCGGAGAAAGCAGCGGAUGAGAGCGAGAGAGGAAUGAAGGUUAUUGAGAACAGAGCAAUGAAAGAUGAAGAGAAAAUGGAAAUUCAAGAAAUGCAACUGAAGGAGGCCAAGCAUAUUGCUGAAGAGGCUGACCGCAAAUACGAGGAGGUUGCCCGUAAACUGGUUAUUUUGGAGGGUGAACUGGAAAGAGCUGAAGAGCGUGCAGAGGUGUCCGAAGUUAAAUGUAGCGACCUUGAAGAGGAGUUAAAGAAUGUCACUAACAACCUGAAGUCUCUGGAAGCUCAAUCUGAAAAGUACUCAGAGAAAGAAGAUAAAUACGAAGAAGAAAUCAAGAUUCUCUCUGACAAGCUUAAAGAAGCUGAAACUCGUGCUGAAUUUGCGGAGAGAACUGUUGCCAAACUGGAAAAGUCUAUCGAUGACCUGGAAGACGAGCUGUACGCUCAGAAGCUGAAGUACAAAGCAAUCAGUGAGGAGCUUGACCAUGCUCUCAAUGACAUGACCUCUUUGUGAGCUGCACCGACGGGGGG